Trichoderma harzianum CBS 226.95 is the source of this 669-nucleotide messenger RNA. RefSeq lists its product as hypothetical. NCBI's taxonomy places the organism in Eukaryota, Fungi, Ascomycota, Sordariomycetes, Hypocreales, Hypocreaceae. Bases 139 to 528 code for a protein of 129 amino acids. The record is from RefSeq and is a predicted model, not a curated record. The transcript is spliced from 2 exons.
GUUAUUGUUUCACAAGGCUCUGUGAUUCACUUCAGAUUAACUACAUAUUAAGCCAUACUCCCACCCCGAGGAAAGAUUGCAAUCCACCUCAAACUGAGUCUGCUAUUCAAGUCUUUAUAAAGUUGUUUGAAAGACACCAUGUGCAAGUUUCGAAUCUCCGUCACUCUUUGCGCCUGCCAAGAUCCAGCUUGCAGAAGAAAAACGGACGCUUUCGGUCAAUUUGACAGUGAAGUAAUGCAGAAGCACGGUGGCCAUAUCCUCUGGAUAAGCACAUAUCUCAGAGAAGGUCCCAUGUGCUUAGACUACUACACGAACGAAGACCCUAACCGGCUGGUGGUGCGACACGGCAUGGAUAGGAACAAUGGAAACAGUAAGCAGGAUUGCAAGAAUCGCACCUUCAUAAUCGACCCAAACAUCAAAAGAUGCUUCAUAAUGUGCGAUCCGUGCAAAGAUCUCUGUGAUCUCCCCCCACCAUCGCCAGGUUCUCCAAAGAGUCAGGAAUUCCGUCCAAUUAAUGAGUCCAAAUAAGAAAACGUGUCUCGAGGCCAUCAAAGUUGGGAAUAUGGCAGAGAGAGGGCGCUAUGUAUGGCAGGAGGGAAUGUUUACGAGAUCACAUCGCGCAAAUGGGUAGACAUCACAGUGGAUGAAAUAACUUAAGUGAAGAAACAG